Molecule: messenger RNA, 2367 nt
Organism: Rotaria sordida
Lineage: Eukaryota; Metazoa; Rotifera; Eurotatoria; Philodinida; Philodinidae
Source: the annotation of a GenBank genome assembly
AUGUCUACGCAAAAUGAAAGCAAUAAUUCAUCACUUUCGAGUUUACAUGUCAUAAAGUCUGAUGAGACUGAGUUACCAUCUAUUCAUCAUGAUGAAAUUGAAAUGUCAUCUAUUAAUGGUAGUAAAACUGAACAAUCAACUCCAAAUGAUAUUGAUGAAAAACCUAUAACAACUGCUAGUCAUUCACGUCGUGUUCAUUUUCCAACAGAUGAUACUCAAUUGCGUUUAGUAUCAUAUUCACCUGAACCAUUCUCAAAUCAACCACUUUUAUCACUUGGUGUUAUUUUACAACGUUAUCGUGGAGCAUGUCAACGUUUACAAUUACGUCCAUUAAAUUGUUUAUUAGAUCAAUUAAAUACAAUGGAUGAUGGAAGAAAAUCAUAUUAUGAUCGUCUUGAUUGUUUAAAAAUAGUUAAUGAAAAAAUUGAUCUUAAACAAAUUGAUGCUAUUGAAGAAAUUUUAUCACAUUGUCGUUUUCAUACAUUAAAUUUUGAAUUAUCAAUUAUUGAUGAUUUAGCAUUAGCACAAUUAUUUGAAGUUAUUGAAUAUUAUGAAUCAUGUACACAUAUUAAUUUAUCAAAUAUUCGUUCAAUUGGUUUACAAGGAUAUCAAGCAUUAACAAAAUAUUUAAGAAAAACAAAUUCUCUUGAAAGACUUGAUAUGAAUUUAACACGUUUUGAUGAUAAUAAUAUAUUAGGUUUUACACGUUCAUUACGUUUAUCAUCAACAUUAUAUGAAUUACAUGUUGAAUCAUGUCAAUUAACUGGUAAAAUUUUACAAAAAUUUAUACAAAAUUUACGUUCAUGUACUUGUUUACGAGAACUUUAUCUUUGUGAUAAUCGUCUUCAAAUUCAAGAUUCUUUACUGAUAAAUGAAUUAAUACGUACAUGCGGUCAAUUUUUAUUUUUACUUGAUUUACGUUCUAAUGCUUUACAAGAUACUGGUAUAUCUCAUUUAGCUUCUCAAUUAAGUCAAUAUGAUGAAAAUCAUACGAAUGAAAGUAGUUUACAUAAAAUAAGUUUUCAAGCAAAUCAAUUAACACAACAAGGUGUUGGUUUUCUUGCUAAAUCAUUAUUACAUAAUCGAACAAUACGUUCAUUAAAUUUAAGUCAAAAUAAUAUAACAAAUGAAGGUUUAUUUUUAUUACGUGAUGCUUUAUUAACAAAUCGAACAGUAAAUGAAUUAAUAUUACGAAAUUGUCAUUUAACUGAUCAAGCUGCUAUUGCUUUAGCAGAAUUUAUUGCUGAAUCAUCAAUAAUACAAUAUAUUGAUUUAAGAGAAAAUAAUAUUCAAGCUAGUGGUGUAUGUGGUAUGGCAAUAGCAAUGAAAAAUAAUAAAUCAUUACUUAAACUUGAUUUUGAUCCAAUUGUUUCAACACCAACAAAUUUAGGUUUUCUAUCAAAUAAUAAUAAUAAUAAUAAUAAUCAAACAACAAAUAUGAAUAGUCUUCUUUCAAUAGCAAAUUUUCGACGAAUGACAACUGGUUUAAGUAGUUUUACAAGUAGUACACCAUUUCAAUCAAAUAGAAGUGGUGGCGGUACAAGAGAGUUACUCGAACAAAAAGCACGAUGGAUGAAUGAUAUUGCAGCUAUCUGUCAACGAAAUAUACUUAUAUAUGAAGAAAACUUACGUUUAGAAGAAGAAGAAGAACAACAACAAAGAGCAUUAACUAAAGAACUUAAUGAAACAAAUCAAAAAAAUUCCGUCAUUACUAAACCAGACGAUAUUGAAUUAAAAGAACAAAUAUUAAAUACAAAUCAAUCAAAAGAUAAUACUCCUUCGAUAACAAUAGACAAUGAACAUUCAAUGUUAACUAGUCAGAAUAACAAUCAAGAACUUGAUCAAUCCAUUGAUACAUCAAGCAAAGACAUUAAUGAAGUUGAACAAUCGCAGAACAAGUCAUUCGAUGAUAAUGAAGGAUAUGAAGACUCAUUUGACAUUCCGAAAAAUGACGAUAAUAGAGUUGAACAACCCAUAGUCAUUCCACUCGAAAAUAAUGAUAAAAUUAAACAAUCUCUAGAUAUUUCAGGUAAUAAUGAUACUGAUAUAGAACAAUCAAUAGCUACUCCGAUCAAUGAUAAUUAUGAAGUUAAACAAUUGACAACAGAUCUUGUCGAUGAUAAUCAAGAACAAUCAGAAUCAAAUAUUAUUAGUCAAAAUUCAAUAAUUACUGGAUCACCAUCGACUUCGGAUCUUACUGAUGAUAUUCACAAUGAUGAUAAAAGAAAAUUUCGUCAUUCCGAUAGUCUUCGUUUAUUACGAAAAAAAGUCAAAAAUGAAAAUGAUGAUACAAGUGAUGAUGAAUCACAACUAUCACCAUUAUCAUCAUCAAUUGAAAAACAAGAACAAAUGGUUGAUGAUAAUUAA